UACUACAAUAAUGUCUAAACGAAAAUUUGAAAGUGGAGCUUCAAAAAGAAAAAGAAUGGAUCAACAUUUGUUAAUUAAAUGUGCCAACAAUAAAACUCAAAAAAAGUUAAAUUUUUAUUUAGCAAAAAGUACCGAUGUAACACUUCCAAAAAAUGCUCUUAUUGGUGUGUUUGACAAGAUUUGCAAUUAUUGUCCAGGAAUUAUGUACGAAGACUUUCGAAAUGAAUAUAUAAACUUCAUAUCAAAAUGGAAAGAAAUAAAAAAAAAUAUUGACUGUGUAUAUACUGAACUACAAGACUAUGAUGAAAAUAUUGAUGAAUGUUCAAAUGAUGUUGAAAUUUUAGUAUCGUGUAGUCAUAAUCCAAACACGAAUGCAAAAUAUUGUGUAGUUUGUUGCUUUGAUGUGCUUGUGAAAUACAACUUAUACACAAAUGCAUAUCCCAGUCUGUUGCGUAUAAACUAAUGCUGACAUUAUCCGUAACACAAGUAGGAUGUGAAAGGAGUUUUUCUAAAUUGAAAUAUAUAAAAAACUACUUGAGAAAUACAUUGGGCCAAGACAUUUUAGAAAGUUUCAUGCUAAUGAAUGUUGAAAAAGAUUUACUUAGUACAAUUGGUUCAAAUGAUGUGAUCAAUAAAUUAGCUGCUAGGAAUAGUACAUUUAAAAAUUUGUUAUAAUUUUAAUAACUAUAUUUUUUUUUAAAUUUAUUGUGUAGUACAUAAUAUAUAAUAUGAUUUGAUUGUAAAAAGUAUUGCGAGCGAAGCGAGGAUUUUUUUUUAUAUAUAGUACAAUAUAUAGGCCCUAGUUAUAUGAGGCCCCAAUAAAUAUAUCCCGGUAAAAAAAAAGUACCUAUCCGCCCAUGCU
Molecule: messenger RNA, 862 nt
Organism: Sipha flava (yellow sugarcane aphid)
Lineage: Eukaryota; Metazoa; Arthropoda; Insecta; Hemiptera; Aphididae
Exons: 3
Coding region: 11-463 (150 amino acids)
Source: RefSeq, a predicted model, not a curated record